CAAUGUUGGAAGACAAUAUCGCAUGGAAGGACUGUAGCACAUGGAAGAAAAAACUCAUACCAGGGCAUCUUUGGUUUCCAAGUUACCAAAAUAUGGAACAAAGCCUGCUGGAAAUACCUUACAGCCUGUUCCAAAUGGGACGGCUCCUCACCUUUCAGGGAAUACACAGAUCAUUGACAGACAUUUCAGCAAGCACAAUGGCACUACUCACACGUCUUCCUUCUCUUUUAACUGGAGAAGGGCUAAUAAGUACCAUCUGGGAGAUCGGAGCAGUAAUGAAUAUGACUCCAGUCAGAAUUCCAGUGAAAGAAUGACUGAUUCUGAAAAGUGCCCUCAGUCUGAAGGGGCAGUUGGUACAGAAGAGUGCAGGAUCAGCUCACACAACACUUUUUCAAAAACAGCUAAACCAGACAACAUGCUUGUAUCUCCUUCAGAAGAAUUGAAUCAGAAGUGUUUAUCUGGUCUGUCUAAUUCUAAGUUCACCAAAAGUUCUUUAUUAAGCAGGACUUCAUAUUCUGGAUUUAAUGCACCAAAAUCACAGUUGAAUGGGAUUUGCGGGAGCCAGUCAGUGAUAGGCUUGCAGAGGAUUAGGGGAAACAUUUUUGCCACCCGGAGUAGCUCAGGGGAGAGUCUGGCAAGAUCAACAGACAACGUUACACCUGUUUGUGAAAAAAUGGUUAGGUCACAAAGCUUCUCACAUUCCAUUCAAAGGUCUCUCUUGCCUCCUGCAUCUCUUACCAGGUCCCACUCUUUUAAUAGAGCUGUGGAACUUGCAAGGCCUUACCAGAACCAACACUCAGCGAUUAGAACAUCUCAGCGGUCAAAUCUCUUGUCAAGAAGCACACGCCAGUUAGAUGCGCCCAACGGGAACGAACCUUUGCGGUACGAGUUUGUUCGGUCGUUUGCUGCUGUAGUACCGCCUCAUUUGAAGAAACAGCCGCUCUUAAACGGUACUGGGGAUGCAUCUUCCCUGAGAUUUAGAUCAGGUCGUCCUUCGUUACUGAAGCCUGCCAACCAGCCUUUGGGUAGAAAGAUCCCUGUGGAUGGCAGUGCAAGGAAAGAUUCUGGAAAUAGUUUAAUGGAAGAUUUGGUUUCAACAGAUGUUAAAAGGGGUGCUGAUGCAAGAGAAACACAGGAGAAUGAUUUAGUAGACAGCAGCUGUAAAAUGUGCACCGACGGUGAUGUGGAUGAAAUAUCUAUAUCCUCCCUGUCCUCUUCUGAGAAAAAUGACCUUAGUGAAGAUUUUAGUGAUGAUUUCAUAGAUUUAGAAGAUCCCAGCCGAACAAUGGAAAUUCAGGAAGAGGAAAUUCCUGCUCAAAAGCUGGAACAUGGAAAUGGAAUACCACUCCAUCAACUACUAUCUUUUCAGGAAAGUGAGAAAUCCAACUGCAGUAAUGAGGAAUGGCUGCAUAUACGUGUGUCAGACGACAAGAGCGAAAGCGCCACACAUCCCACUGGGAACAAUGAAGUUUCUUCGGACAUGGAUUUCAGAGCUGGCUCCUCUUUUGAGCUUUCGCCAUCGGAUAGCUCUGAUGGGACGUACAUGUGGGAUGAAGAAGGGCUGGAGCCCAUUGGGAGCGUCCAUCCGUGUGGAAGUUACGAUUCUUCAGAAAUGAACAGCAUUGAUGUCUUGAACAAUCUUGAUUCGUGUGAUCUUGAAGAUGAUGACCUUAUGCUUGAUGUCGACUUACCCGAAGACCCACCCUGUGAUAACGUGGAAUGUGAAAAUAUGAACCGUUAUGAGCGACCAGACAGAAAUAUUCGACAGCAGAAAGAGGGGCUAUGGAAGAGAGCAGCACAGAGGUGGAAUACCCAGGAUCAUUAUCAUCUUGGUCCCACUGACCACUAUUCCCAUGUCAGAAAUGAUCUGAACAGGAGCUGCAACUACCUAGAUUCUCUUCCUGUUAGUCAUCUUGAAGGCUACGGAACAUCAAGCUUGUAUCCACCAUUGAGGACUUUGCCAGCAAAUACCGUGGUACUGGAUGAAAUGACCCUUCGGCAUAUGGUUCAAGACUGUACAGCUGUGAAAACUCAGCUCUUAAAAAUGAAAAGAAUACUCCAUCAGAAUGAUGAAACUGUGUCACUACCCAACAGCACGCUGCCAGCGCCAUCAAGUCCAGAACAGCUGGAACCUGAACCAGUUUAUAAGACUGACGAAUUACUGAGUGAGAUCACACGGCUUAAAGAAGAUUUAAAAAAGAAAGAUGAAACAAUCCGAGAGCUAGAACAUCGCCUUGCCGUUAGGUGUAGCUGCAGCAAAAACAGCAAAGCCUCUGAAGGGACCGUGUGCAGGUUUACUGACAAAUACACCCAGACCUCCUGCAGGAAAAAUGCGCCUCCAGUACUACAGCCUUCCAGCCACCUUCCCCGUUUCGCAGACCUCACCCAGGGAAAACUAGCAAAGCCACCACUCACCGUGGCCCCCAGUGAGUCCCCUUGUUUGGACCAACAGAAGAACGUUGCCCAGGGCUCUGGCACCGACCGUGUGCGUGAACCAAGUGCUCUGAGCACACCGCUGGAUGACGGCUCCCUGGCGCACGCCCAUUCCAUCAGUGAAGCCGCCAGAGAGAGGGCUAAAGAAGGACCUGGCAGGAAACCGGGCGCCCCGCGAGCUCGCCCCCGCUCCGCCCAGGUGGAUGCGCAGGAUGCGCAGGCCAGAUUAGCUCUAAAAGGUCACUGCUCCGGGCCAAACCAGGCUUUGCCGCCAAAGACCUCGAGGGCUCUGCGAGCCCCGAGGCAGAACGCGCUCGUGCCUCUUCCCGCACCGUCCUCCAGCGACUCUCCCACACCCCCGUCUGGCGGCCCGGCACAGCCACCAUCAGCCUCCAGCCUCUCUCUCCUAAGCAGCAGGAACCAGAGGACCUCUAGGCUUCGCCCUCCCACCUCCGUAUCCUCCCGCCCCAAGCAGCAGACGGCCGACCCCCAAACUGCCAUCGCUCCCGAGCACCGGAGGCUUCCGGCCAGCCCCUCGACUACGCUGGCGCAAGCGAAGGAAGCCACACAGAACCGAGGCACGGCCGUUCGUCCUGGGGAGGGCGUGCCUUUGCAUCGGCAUUCCCGACUCCCGAAACCAAAGACGUAGCCCACGCGUGACCUGCAUGCCCUCCCCUUUUGUGGCCUCCUCAGUCGGGAGGCCUCAGCCACAGCGUGGAAGCAGCGAAGGCUGCGCCUCUUCUGACGCCCAGUCCCCGAGUUCUACCCUGUUUAGGAGCGUGCAUCGCUUCUCCGAGCCUUGAUCCAUCCGCGAGAGCCUGCGACGCCUCCCGACGGCCCCGAUCGGAGUUGGGCUGCCGGCCGCCCACCCCUCAUCCGGGAAGCUGCUGAUGGAAAUCGUAUC
Molecule: messenger RNA, 3337 nt
Organism: Candoia aspera
Lineage: Eukaryota; Metazoa; Chordata; Lepidosauria; Squamata; Candoiidae
Gene: CCSER2
Product: coiled-coil serine rich protein 2
Exons: 9
Coding region: 41-3082 (1013 amino acids)
Biological process (GO): microtubule bundle formation
Cellular component (GO): microtubule cytoskeleton
Molecular function (GO): microtubule binding
Source: RefSeq, a predicted model, not a curated record